Molecule: messenger RNA, 336 nt
Organism: Glycine soja
Lineage: Eukaryota; Viridiplantae; Streptophyta; Magnoliopsida; Fabales; Fabaceae
Exons: 1
Coding region: 1-336 (111 amino acids)
Source: RefSeq, a predicted model, not a curated record
AUGGAGCUUGGAGAUAGCAGCAGGAAGAGCAGGUUUUCCUCUUAUGAGAGAGUAGCAGCCAUAAGCUUGGUGGUUCUAGCUGUGGCUUCUCCUCUCUAUAUAGACCAUAGACCAGAGAGUGAGUUGGAAGAUGAAGAACAAUCCCUAAGCUUUGCUUUUUGGUUGCCCUUGCUUCUCUUUGUAUUGAUAAUAGCCAUAGCUUUAUCGGCUUUUCUCGACCGGAACUUCACCAGGUUCGAUCGUCACUGGAUUCAUAGAGUUGGUGGUUCUUCUGGUGGUAUUGUUUUGAUUCUUGUUGUUCUCUUUCUAGUUUUGAAGUGUAAAGCGUCUGUGUAA